Molecule: messenger RNA, 991 nt
Organism: Drosophila ananassae
Lineage: Eukaryota; Metazoa; Arthropoda; Insecta; Diptera; Drosophilidae
Exons: 1
Coding region: 626-856 (76 amino acids)
Molecular function (GO): protein binding
Source: RefSeq, a predicted model, not a curated record
ACAAUGAUGUAUCUGACUUUGGUCCUGGUUCUAUUGGCCUCUCUAUUUGGGGCAGAGGGCUGCUACUGCCCUGAGAAUUGGUCCCCGAAGGCCGAAAUUUGUGGCAACAACGGGGUUAUCUACAAGAAUCGCUGCGUCUUCGAAUGCACUCAGCGGGAAUUCCGAAGACGGGGAGAAACUCUGACUUUGAGCCAAUUGGGAAAAUGUCCUAAGACCUACGGAUAAAGUUUUUACUUUAAGAUAUUAUAUAUAAUCCAUGUGCUAUUAUGUCAGUACUAUAUUAUUGUUGAAUAUUUUAGCCUAUUGUAAAUUAGGGAUAAAGUGGAAGGCUCUGGAGGCUGGAGAGGUGCAGGCCAACGAUACUCAGGCCCCUCAACCCAAAUAAUAUUGCCAACAAAACUGCGAUAGUGGGAGAUCCGAUCCGGAGAGCAUUAAACAAUUAUAAACAGCUUGUUUGGCUAAUUAGCGAAACCAACGCACACUGUGCAAUUACAUACUUUUAGAGGUACAUAGUGUGAGCUUAAAAAACAAACAGAUUCGGAAGCUCAGUCUCAGUUGAGCAUUCGCCGCGACAAGACGCAGACCUCGACUUCCCAGCAUUUUAUUAUCAUUCGGAGGAGCGACAAUGAAGUGUCUGACUUUGGUGCUGGUUCUAUUGGCCAUGUUGGCCUCCCUGUUUGUGACUUCGUCGGAGGCCUCCUACUGUCCCUGUGAUCUGUCCCAGAAGGGCGAAAUUUGUGGCAGCAAUGGAGUUACCUACAAGAAUCGCUGCGAAUUUGAUUGCACUCAGCGAGAGUACCGAAAACUGGGAAGGACUCUGAAUUUCAAAAGUUCGGGCAGUUGCCCCAAGGCCUAAGGAUGAAGUUUAUACUAUAAAAUAUUAUAUAUAAUCCAUGUGCUAUUAUAUCAGUACUCUACUAUUGUUCAAUAUGUUAGCUAUUUAUAAAGAGCUAAUGCAUAAAAUGGAAAUAAAUGGAAUCUUAUAAAAAAU